CUCUCCUCAUCUGUUCCUCAGCUCUCCGGCUGUUUACCACUAUAUCCUGUGCUUCAUUACAGACAAAGGAAGCUCUCCAUAGGCAUUCAGUAGCUUGCUGAACCCAGAGAGAGAAGAUCCAGGAUGCCACGCUCAAAGUGUGAUAUCAUGUCCAAAGAGCCAAGCUCCAACUUGGAAAGCGCCAUGCAGAUGCUCAUCAAAACCUUUCAUAAGUAUUCCGGGAAGGAAGGCGAUAAAUACACGCUCAGCCGAGGAGAACUAAGGGAACUUCUGACGGAGGAGCUGGGAAAUUAUCUUGGGAAUGCUCAAGAUAAAGAUGCAGUGGAACGAGUGAUGAAUGACCUGGAUUCCAAUAAUGAUGGUGAAGUGGACUUCACAGAGUUCAUUAUCCUCAUGGGUGCGCUGACCGUGGCCUGCAACGACUUCUUUCUGGACAGCCCGCCGCCCAAAAAGCCAGAGAGCAAGGGCGAUGCAGCCACAACAGAGGAAAAGAAAGAGUAAUGAGCACAUGCUACUAGAACAGAGAGAGAAAACAGAGCAAAGUAUUAGUAGUUUGCAUGGUUGAUACACAAGAGAGUGUGUUUCAUACAUUUCUUUUAUCAGGACCGAUAAACCCGACUUUUCUCUUCUUUUAUAAUUCAACCCAAGCUGUUUAUACUUUCAAAGUAAAACUGACAAACCCUGAAGGCAAAGACUUUUCCCCAGUUUAAUGCCAGGAGCUGGUUUGUCUAACACUGAAUGUUUUUUGUUUAAUGAGAAGGUCUUAAGUAACGUCUUUCAGGAUGGGUGCCUUCUGUUUUAUAUGAGUGCAGACAUUAUAUACAGAUAUAUGUAGUGUUUUUGAAAGAGCAGCAAAGUGUAUUUUGAGUGCAGUAAGUGGCUACUAAAUGAAUGUCAAAGCCUGUAUUGAUAAAAAGUGGUGAGUUAUAGACAGUUAUGAAUGCUCAUUUUUAAUAAUUCUUAACUUUGACUUGAAAACAGAUGAUAAAGUAUUUAUAUUUAUAUCUUUCAUAAUGAUGUAAUUAUAAAUACCUUUAUUGUUGACAGCAGACAACAUUACGUCUACUUCCCGGUUACCAUUCAUUCUGAACAGUGUUCAUAAUCUAUAAUAAUUCAGUGUUGAAGAUGUGAACCCGGUUUGUCUCUUUCUGUGCAUCUAUUUUUUAGCCUAUAUUUUUAUUAUCAGUAUGUAUCUUCUUAAUUAUAAUAAACAUGCAAUUGACCUCCAUA
Carassius auratus (goldfish) is the source of this 1230-nucleotide messenger RNA. It is a transcript of the gene s100s, whose product is annotated as S100 calcium binding protein S. The record is from RefSeq and is a predicted model, not a curated record. Gene Ontology annotation, cellular component: cytoplasm. Bases 124 to 501 code for a protein of 125 amino acids. Lineage: Eukaryota; Metazoa; Chordata; Actinopteri; Cypriniformes; Cyprinidae. The transcript has 4 exons. Gene Ontology annotation, molecular function: calcium ion binding; calcium-dependent protein binding.